AUGGCGUCAGUGCAACGCCGCCGCGAGUCGCAAGAUGAAAGAGAUGAGUCGCGCGCCCCUGCGACGGACAAGGGGAAGCGCGAAGGAGGAGCGCCGGCGCCGGAAGGUGGAGGGACGGCGGGCGGUGAGCAAGGGCAGGGAGGGACGGCGACGCAUGAAGGCAGUGCGCAGGCGAGUGGAGUGGUGAACGCGGACAAGAGCGCGCAAGGUGGGGAGGCGAAACAGACAGCAACGACUGAUGCUGCUGCUGCGGGUGGUUCUGCUGGCAAAUCAGGCGAUGGUGAUGGUGAAGGCAGGACAGGCGGCAAGGAGGGGGAGGGGCAAGGAGGUGUGGAAUCGGAAGGGAUGGUGAGUGGUGUUCGGGGAGAGGGGGAGAGAGUGCAGGAGGGCGUUGAGGUGGAGCAGGGUGGUGGGAAGGCAGAGAAGGCUGCAGGUGGGGGUGAGACCGAAGGUGGUGGCGGCUCUGUUGUUGAGCAGGAGGGGGAAACAGAGGAGAAAGGCAAGCAAGGAGGGGGAGAGGAUGUGAAGGGCAGUGUGCUGCCUCCCACUCACGUUGAGGGUCCUUCCCCUGCGACUGCCCCUGCCUACUGCGCACAGCGUGUGGCUGCAGGCACCCAGCUCACCCCUGCUGAGCCCACGAUUCCCCACUCCGCCCACAGCAGCAGCCUCUAUCCCCUUGCUGCUGCCACCAACCCCUUCGCCAUGCAGCUUCCCUCCGUAGCACCCACCGCCCUGCCUCCUUCUUCUGCCCCACCCGCUGCUGCCGCCGCGCCACCUGCCUUGGUGGCAGCACCAGCAUCUGCAUUCCAUGGCAUGUCAGCUGCACCCCACGGCAUCCCCCCUGGUGGUUCGCGCAUGCGCAUUGCGGGAGGCAUGGCGCGCACCGGAGGGGCGUUGAGUGUGGGGCCUGCAGAUGUGAUCCCAGUGCAGCCCAGCGUGGGUGUGCACAGCAGCAUGGCAGGUACAGGGGUGCAUGCCCAGGCGGCUGCUGAGGAAGCUGCACGUGUGACACCACACUCGAAUCCGGAAGAGCAUAGUGGGCUUGCACCCAUGGAUGUGGAGGAGGGGAAGACCGUUCAUCCCACGCCUGCUACUCGCUCGCUGCUCUCUCGCUCCACUCCGUCGCGCCCGCCGUCGUCGCGGUCGUCCAUGCCCCAUGCGCCCGUCGCGCACGCCAUCCUGCCGGCGCUCAUGGAGCACGUCUCCUACCCCAUGUCCUUCCCCGCCCAACCUUUAGCGGCUGCAGCGCUGGGGGGAGGGUCCAGCCAUGCGGGCGCAGCGGCCGCCGCGUCGCACAGCGGCGUCCCGGUGGUGAGCCUGGUGUCGGUGCUGGCGGGGGGCGGCACGGACGUGGCGGCGCUGACGCUGUUCGUGGGGCUGCUGUGCGCGUGCAUCGUGGUGGGGCACGUGCUGGAGGGCGUGCGGUGGAUCAACGACGCCGUCACCGCCAUCCUCUUCGUCAGUGCCCACCUCCCUCCCGGUCCGCGCAACCACAGUGCGCGCAAUGCAUCCCCGCCUCUCCCUUUCCCUCGCCUCCCUGCUCCGUUUCAAUGCCUCCGUUCGCCACUUUCGCGCCUUUCUCUCGGCCUGGCGUCGGGCGCGGUGGUGCUGUUCGUGCGGGGCGGCGCGAGUUCGAUGAUUCUGCGGUUCGACGAGGACCUGUUCUUCAUCUACCUGCUGCCUCCCAUCAUCUUCAACGCCGGGUUUCAGGUGAAGAAGAAGCAGUUUUUCCGCAACUUCGGGGGCAUCAUGGCGUACGGCAUAGCAGGCGUCUUCAUCUCCGUCUCCGUCAUCACUGCAGGUUGCAACUUCCUCUUCCCUCUCUUUGGCCUGCCUAUUCAACCCAGCCACAUAUACCUUGCGCUGGGAGUGAUCUUCUCCGCCACUGACUCUGUCUCCGUGCUGCAGGUGUUGGACCAGGAGGAGCAGCCGUUGGUGUACAGUCUGGUGUUCGGCGAGGGAGUGGUGAACGACGCCACGUCCAUUGUGCUCUUCCGCGCCGUGCAGCAGCUCGCCCUCUCGCCCGCCGCGCACGCGCUCUCCCUCGCCACGCUGCUCAACGUGCUCUCUGACUUCCUCUACCUCUUCACCGCCUCUACGCUGCUUGGCGUUGCGCUAGGACUGCUGUCUGCAUACGUCAUGAAGACGCUCUACUUCUCCAGUCAUGCGACGGACCGGGAGAUAGCGCUGAUGGCGCUGAUGGCAUACGCGUCGUACAUCCUGGCAGAGGUGCUGCGGCUGAGCGGCAUCCUGUCCGUGUUCUUCGCGGGCAUCGUCAUGAGCCACUACACCUGGCACAACGUCACUGAGAGCUCCCGCGUCACCACCAAGCAUGCGUUUGCAACGAUGUCGUUCAUAGCGGAGACGGUGAUCUUCAUGUACGUGGGCAUGGACGCCCUGGACUCGGAGAAGUGGACCAGCGUCAACGUCAGGGACACGUUUGUGCUGUUCACGCUGCUGCUGGGGCUGGUGCUGGCGGGGCGGGCAGCGUUUGUGUUCCCGCUCUCCGCCCUGCUCAACCUGCAGCGCAAAAACUCACGCGCUCUGCGCACCCCCCAUCAGGUGGUCAUUUGGUGGGCGGGUCUCAUGAGGGGGGCUGUCUCCAUCGCCCUCACGUACUCUGCUUUUUCAGAGGAGGGAGAGGCCACGGCAGCCAUGCUAAUCGCCUCCACCAUAGCGCUCGUUCUCUUCUCUACUCUCGUGUUUGGGCUGCUCACGAGUCCACUCAUCGACUACUUCCUGCCCUUCACUCUCCACCACAGUGCCAGCAACUACAGCGAGGGCCCCUCCUCGCCCAAGUACCUUCCCCCACAUCCCAUCUCUCCAGCCUCUACCACUCUCUUCCUCGCUGCCUCGCCCUCCCUCCCCCCCUCUCGCUCGCGCCCCUUCUCUUCCUCCACACCCGUCACCUCCGUGUCCUCUGCGCCCUCUUUGCCCGUCGCACCCUCUGCCCCCGACGCCGCACCGGCCGUGCCCUCUGCCCCGGUGCGCGCUACGCCCCCGCGGCCGCGGCUGCUGUACCCGCAUGGGGCGGCGGGGCACGUGGAGGGCGACAUGGUGGUGUGUUUACCCGCAUCCUCCAUGGCGGGUCUCCCCAUGCCCGAUGCCCGCCUCGCCUCGCGCAUCCUCAGCGCCCACGAGCGUGACCUGCAUGACCUGUGGCGAUGGUUAGACGACACGUACAUGCGCCCGCUGUUUGGUGGUCGUGGGUACGUGCCGCCUGCCGCUCGCUCCUCGUCCUUCUCGCUCCCCCGGAGUAGCAGCGGGCUGGCGGGUGCUGCUGCUCGCAUGCUGCUGCAGGGGGGCGGCGGGGGCAGCAUGUUUGAACGGCUGGAUGCGAGGGCAGCGGUGGGGAGGGAGGAGGAAGGGGAGGUGAGGGAGGGCGAGGGGGAGGAGGGAGAUGGGUUGGGGCGGGGGAGUCGGCGGACGAGCUUCGUGCGGUUUGCAGAUGAGAUAGGCGAGGAGAGGAGGGAGGGGAGAGGGCGGUUGGAGGAGGAAGGGGACGCGGUUGAGGGGGAGUGCCUGGCGGAAGAUGAUGUGGCGUGGCCUCACAAGAUGGGCCACAACCUGCCCCACCACCCCCACCAGCUGCACCACCACCACCACCACCAUCACCAGCAUCAGCAGCAGCACCACCAGGGGAACCAGCAGCAGCAGCAUGAGGGGCAGAGGCAUGGCGGCGAAUGGGAGGGAGAAGGAGAAGCUCCAUGGCGUAUUGGUGAGGAGCACACCUAG
Molecule: messenger RNA, 3735 nt
Organism: Closterium sp. NIES-65
Lineage: Eukaryota; Viridiplantae; Streptophyta; Zygnematophyceae; Desmidiales; Closteriaceae
Source: the annotation of a GenBank genome assembly